Molecule: messenger RNA, 2074 nt
Organism: Cercospora beticola
Lineage: Eukaryota; Fungi; Ascomycota; Dothideomycetes; Mycosphaerellales; Mycosphaerellaceae
Source: RefSeq, a predicted model, not a curated record
CAACCCUUUCUUUUGCAUUUGCAUAUAUUCCGCUGUUCGGAAAGCAUGCGUGCGGCACUGCUGCUCCCCCGUACGCUCAAAACAGCAUCGGUCAUCAGGCAGAUUUCUUCCAAUUGGCACAUCGUCACCCAUCGCCGAGCGCUACAACUUGCUCGGCGCGCAAUGGCAUGCACCAGCAGUCUGGCUAUCCAGCCUCGAGCAUUUCCGACCGAUGACGUUCCCUUGUUACCAACCAAUGUCAAGUUUGAAGAGGAGAAGCUGAUAGGCUACAGCGCUAAAGACUUCUAUCCUGUAAAGAUUGGCGAAGUGUUUAGGUCGAAAUAUCAAGUAGUCGCCAAGUUAGGCUUCGGAACGUCUUCCACCGUCUGGCUUUGCCGUGAUCUACAGGAACAAGACGUUGCUGGCUCUGAAAAUCUGCAGCAUUGGUACGGAUGAGUCGCAGGAAGUGGCAAUAUCACAGCACCUGAAAUCCAUCGAUGCCGAACAUCCCGGUAAAUCACAUCUGCGUGUAGCUCUGGAGGAUUUCCAAAUCCAAGGACCGCACGGUUCCCAUCAAUGUCUCGUCUUUCCGGCCUUAGGCAUGACUUUAACAAAUCUGCGCGAUCUGUUCGACGAGAAGGCCCUCGAGAAAACCCUCUUGCAGAAGUUCUUACUCGUAAUCGUGACUGCCUUAGACUUCAUGCACCAGGCAGGAGUAGUGCAUACAGAUUUAUCGCCUAACAACAUACUCGUCGGAGCCGAUGAAACCACAAUAGCCAAAGUGGAGCAGGCAGAACUGGAUAAUCCGUCACCGCGCAAGGUCCUCGCGGACCGAACAAUUCAUCUUUCCUACGCCAUGCCAACGAGUUACGACCCACCAGUCAUCACCGACUUUGGCGCCGCACGUCUUGGCGAGCCAGGCCAAAAGUACUCAGGCGAUGUUAUGCCUGGGGCCUUCCGAGCUCCGGAAGUAAUUGCUGGCAUGCAAUGGGACUCUCAGAUAGACAUCUGGUCUGUCGGGGUUAUGAUUUGGAACCUGCUUGAGGAUGGCAAUCUAUUUGAUCCCGUCAAGGAUGGGCACCUCAACGACGAGUUACACUUUGCACAAAUGGUCUCACUGAUGGGACCUCCCCCCAAACAAUUUCUAGAACGCUGCAGUAAAUGCCGCAACUUUUGGGAUUCUGAAGGGAACUGGAUCGCCGCAACGCCAAUCCCGCACCAAACCCUCGAAUCGCGUGAGAUGCGCCUGGUCCGUAAAGACAAAGUGCUGCUUCUCAACCUCAUGCGGAAAAUUUUGAAAUGGCUCCCAGAAGAGAGACCGACUGCACAAGAUUUGUUCGAGGACGACUUCAUUCUGCAAUUCAUGUCCGAGGACUAUCCGCAAAUUUCAUAGCCAUUGCUACCCAGAAAGCACCGGAAGGCUCAUGCUGCGCCCCAGAAAUGCUAAAUAUUCCCUGCUAAUAUUGGCGACAACGCUUGUCGCGCAGCUCCCAGCACUUUCUGCUGGGUGCCAUAUCCGUACUGACUUCCACAACAAGAACGAGCACCAAUGAGACCCAGCCGCUAUAUGCUUCCGACACGACUUCCGACGAUACGACCAUCUCACACGACCUUCGGACAGGCUACUGCAAGGGCGCGGACCUGUGGCCUUACAGUUUGUUGCAAGGCUAUGCGCAUUGCCAUCAAGCUCAAAAGCCAAAUUCCUCUCUUCGGCCGACUGCACGCGCAUUCACUCACACGAACUGGAAGUUGUCCCAGUUACAUGAGGUCGCACCAAACGAAAUUGUGGUCGCUCAUUCAGGGCCUUGAACGCAUCCACCACGCCACUCCAACCGUUCCCAAGGCAUCGAGAAGUCCAAAUGUUUUCGGCAUAUUCCAGUAUGCAAGCUUGCGACAAUAAUCCGGAACGUCAUCUGUAUUACGCAGAGUCUCAUCUGCGAUAUUCGUCCUCGGAAUUCCCUAAGACGGUAGCUCCGCCCUCAAGAACUUGCACAGAAGAUACCAUGAAAGCGAAUGGGGCAGUCAGCAUUCUCGGGAAGGACACUGGCAGAUUCAAAGUGUCUCUACCUCACGGUAACAUUGAUCUUGACGGCAC